Messenger RNA from Rhizophagus irregularis DAOM 181602=DAOM 197198, 426 nucleotides. The record is from RefSeq and is a predicted model, not a curated record. NCBI's taxonomy places the organism in Eukaryota, Fungi, Glomeromycota, Glomeromycetes, Glomerales, Glomeraceae.
AUGUCCGUCUCAGCUUCUUCUCCUCUAAUAAUAAUAUCAGCAUUAAACCUUACACCAGACAAAAAGUGGGAUCUUCUUUUUGAUGUAGACCGCGCUUUAGAAAUUCCAAUAGAGGUUUUUAACGAAGAUUGGAUACGGUCAUCUAAUAUAUAUUCUGUGAUAAUUAAAGUUUUUUGGAUAGCUUCUUCAAAUGUAGUUCAAGUAGAAAGACAUAAAAAUUCCUCUAACCACACUCAUUCUUUAUCAGAAAUUGAUAGGUUAAAAUGGCCAAAAGCUAUUAGAAGUUUAGUUGAAAUAGAAGCGGCUAAAAAUUAUUCAGCUCCAACAAUCACAUCUGCUGUCAAGAAAUACGCAAUAUUGGAGUUAGAUACGAUUGGCAUCUAUUUACUCUUUACGUCCAGGAUAUCUAUAGAUGUUGGAGCAUAG